AGUAGAGGCAAAAGGUUCGCAAAUCUGACAAUAUUAAAGCUUUGAUUCUCUUUGAAAUCGCUUUACUUAACCUUACUGUCUCAUUUCUCAAUCAUUUCUAACUGAAGUUCCCUCUGUUUAGAUUGCAGAUGUGUUUAUGAAAGAUCUUUAGUCUAAUUGGAUUGAUGCGAAUGACCUCAGUAUUGAUCUUAAGUCUAUUCUAAGUUUGACCCACUAUUCAUUACAGAGUUGAUCUUUCACAGUGUUUACAGUGAGGUUAAUAGAAGCCAUGACUCGAGCUCCCGUGGGUGGAGUACUUAACCGAGGGCCAUGGACUGCUGAGGAAGAUAAGUUAUUGAAAAAGUAUAUUGAGGCUAAUGGCAUACAACGCUGGAGCACUCUUCCCCAAAAAGCUGGUUUGAUGCGGUGUGGAAAGAGUUGCAGAUUACGUUGGAUGAAUCAUCUGCGCCCCAAUGUCAAGCGAGGCCAUAUCUCUCCAGAUGAAGAGGAUCUCAUCAUUAGGCUUCAUAAUUUGCUGGGUAACCGAUGGUCAUUGAUUGCAGGGCGAGUGCCAGGCAGAACAGAUAAUGCGGUAAAGAACUACUGGAAUACUCAUCUGAGCAAAAAGUUAGGCAGUAAAUCCUUUUCACGGGGCAAGGCCCUGGCACAGAUCGUUGAAGGGCAGCCAUUAAGCUGUCAGAAAGAUUCGAUGGUUUUACCCUUGCAUUUUAAGCAGGAUUAUCCAGAUUCUCAACUAGCAGAUGCCAAUAUGAAAUACAGUGGGACUAAACUACCAGAUUCGACCAUUUUGGAGGAUGGCUAUAAAACUGACAGAGCUGAAGAUCAAAUCUUUGGCAGUACAGGAAGUAUAGAACCGUGGGUUAUUGAGAUUAAUAUGGAAGAAGACAUUUUUCUACCAAUAACUCGGUUUGAGCAAAGUAUUAGCACCACAGAAUUGUGUUCAGAUUUUUUUAUUUCAUCUUGGACUUGCUCUGACAAUCUCUAUUGGGAGAAUGAUUUCGUCUGAUACAUAUUUUCUUUCUUCAACUUAUUGCAGAUUCUGAGAAAUAGUUUGUGGAGUGUAAAAUGUCGUUAUUUGGGUUCAUUGAUUUAGUAUAAUAAUUAUUGGACAUGGGCAGAGUAUAUACCUGCACAGUUCAACAAGUGUUCACCAUGUCUAAGUGGGCUGGAAGACCUGAAGGCAAUAAUUUGUACUGGUAAUUUCUGACUUUAUAUUGAAACGAGUUGUUUAUUCAAGUAAUCUGUAAGUUUGUUGAAAGAGUAGAAAAUCUCGACUUACAGCAGACUUAAAACAGAAUAAAGAUUAAGAAAGUAAGAGACCUGCAGUUGGGCACUCAGCAGAAAAUAAAAGGUGUGUAUUAUUCUUUAAAAAAUUUGUAGACUAACACUCUGUUUGUUCUGGCUUAUUACAAAGCCAAUGAGGCGUUUGUUAUAUAUAUUUUUAACACUUUAGAAUUGGAUUGAUAAAAAUAAUUCAACUAAUCUUUUAUCAUGCGUAAACUGAUGUAGUUAAUACACUAUCCUAUGAUUAGGAGCAACCAUUAAUAAAAAUUGAUCAUCUAAAAUUAGCUUUCCAAUUGCAUGGACAAUUUUCUUAAAU
This is a messenger RNA of Cryptomeria japonica (Japanese cedar), 1600 nucleotides long. Its product is annotated as transcription factor WER. Lineage: Eukaryota; Viridiplantae; Streptophyta; Pinopsida; Cupressales; Cupressaceae. The record is from RefSeq and is a predicted model, not a curated record. Bases 269 to 1006 code for a protein of 245 amino acids. The transcript is spliced from 4 exons.